CCAAGGACGAUCCCGAGACCGCGCCGAGCCGCGCACCUGAGGUCGCGCCAGCGAAGCGGACUCACAGCAGAACUCGCAGCGACGGCAGAGCUCCAGCGCUGCGGCCCGCGGCGCCGCGAGACCACAUAGAUUUCAAAUUCGGGAGCCACAGAGCCAGCGCAAAAAGAAGAUGGCCAACGUCUAUGCCGUCAUCGAGGACCUGGAAAAUAGCAAAGCGAACGCAAGAAAGAAGGCCGUCGACGCGCUCCCGACUUUGUUGGACGAGCCCGCGAAGCGCAAUCAACUCUCCGACGCGAGCUGGGUCGGGUUAGUGAAGAAGAGCAUCGAAAGCGCCAAGCUCGAUUUGCUCGCCGCGAAGAAGACGCGGCGCGCGCCGAGACGAGAAGUAGGCGAUCUGGUGGAGCGCAUCACGUCGUGGUGCGCGGACGGACCUUCCGGGCGAAGGUUGGCGGGCUGUGCAGAGGACCUGCUCAACUUUUCAUCAGCGGCUUAUGGCGAGGCCGGCGAGGUCUGGUGCAUCUCCUACGGCCGCGUCCUCGAAAGAUUAUUAGGAGAGCCGGAGGCCAUUGAAGCGGCGGCCGUGGCCUUGGCCGGGCGGAACCUCGAUGGGCGCCAGGCCGCGCGCCGGAUCUGCGCGCCGGCGGCGCGCAUCGCCCGAGGUAGAUUUCCGGACCCGGCGCCGCCGCCGCACGAGCGCGCGGGCGCGCGGAAGGCCGCCGCCGCGGCGUUACGUAGAUUAGCGGAGCGGGGCGCGGACUUGGCGGACGACCGCUACGCGCGCGAGGCGCUCGCGCGGGCCUGCGCUGGGUGUUUGCGGAACCUCUACGUCGAGGAGAAAUUAGAUGAUGAGGCGCCGGCCGUAGAGGUCUUCCAGGCGCUCGCCGCGCUCCAUUCGAGGGCCCCGGCGGACGCGGCGCGCCUCGCGGCGCGGGGCUGCCACGGUCUCGGCCACGUCGCCGCGGCCUGCGUCGCGCGCCUCACGGAUCCCAGUAGAGGCGAGGCGGGCAUUCGGUCCGUGCAGAGCGCGGUCUUCGACUACGUCGCCGCGGCCGCUUCAAGGGCCGGCCCCGAGCUCAAGAAGCUGCUGCCGCGCCUCGCUCGUUUAGCGGCGAGCAACGCCAAAGCUAGGGCCGCCGCGAACCUCGGCGCGGAGCCGCAGAUUGACCGGAGGUGGCCCGAGGCGCCCCCUCUCCGACCUGUGAUGAGGUCCCACGUCGCCCUCUUCGGGUCGUUGUGUGCAGCAAGGGCCCCGCCGGGCUGGCCCGUCGACGGCGCUGCUCUCACAUCGUUGGCGGCGGAGAUCACUUCGGCCGCCAGAAGGGACGACGCCUCACAAAAGCCGGGCCCCGAACGCGCCCUGAAGGCGUCGCUGACGUCGACGGCGCCGCCCCUGCAACUGUUAGCUGCGGCUCUGGAGGCGUCGGCCGCCACGAAUGAUGAUGAACGUGUGCCGUGGGAUUGUGAUGUAGCCGUCGUGUCCGCAUCACAAAACGUAUCGACGGACGACGUGCUGCAAGCGCGUGUGGAGUGGUGCCGCGUUUUAGCUGAUUGUGUCCAAGCGGCGUCAUCGGCUCUGGACGCGUCGUCGGCCGGCACGCAGCGGUCCGACGAACGGGCCUGGUCUUUAGUUGCUUUACGACGACUCGCAGAAGCGUCGCGGCAAGCGUUAGAUGUGGCCGAGUCGUCUCCACUGAUAGAAGCGUGGCGGUCGGCCUGGAAAAGCGUCGCGCGAGCGUUAGGUGAAAAACGGCGGUCGCGCUUUUCUCAAAGGGAUUUAGCGGCGGCGACGUCGGCCGCGGCGGGCUGCCUGGGCCUGGGUUUAGUGGAUGCCCAGGGUCUAAGUGAUCAGCAAGCGGCAUCAUCGCUGUGGAGCUCUCCACUUUUUACUGAGACGGGCGACGCUCGUACAACAGCGUGUGCGUGUUCCAUUGUGAACGGCUUCGCGGCGAAGACGCGCUUAGAUGUGUCGUUAGUUGGUGGGAGUGAUGAUGUGGAGGAGGAGGACGACGAUGCGAUGGAGGACGACGAGGAGCGCGAGGCGCCGCCGCGGAACCGGCGCCAGCGCCUAGUCCGGUUCCUAUGUCGGGUCAUCGAGCGGUGCUACGGCGACGACGCGUUAUCGUCUGUAGCAUUAUCCCGGGCCGUCGACACCGUCGCGUCGCUGAUUGCACCGAGACAACCUCUGACAAAGCCGCCGCGGGCGCCCGAGCUCUUGAGAGGGUCUGACGAGCAUGAAGAAGACGCCUGGGCCCUGCCUACCAUUGAAGAAGUCACUCCGGGCCAAGGCGAGCCGCCGCACGCCCCCGGCGCGCGCGAGGCCGGCCUGUUGGUCGACGAGGUCCUGACCAAGCUCAAAUCUGCAAAAGCGGCGCAUUCCAUGCGGGGCGCGCAGGUGCCCCGCGAUAGAGGGAAGCGUCGAGCCAUGGCCGCGGCCAAGGCUUCUAGUAGGCACCGGAACGCGUUCGCGCUGGCUCGGUUGCGAAAACUAAGAGUGUGUGGCGGCGACGCUCAGAGGGCGCGGAAUCUGGAUCUGGACGUCGGACGAGCGUUACAGGAUCUAGAAAAGGCCUGGGAUUAUGGUGAUGAAGAUUCACUGCUAGAAUUGGACACGUACGCUGAUUCAGCGAGAGUAUUAGCGAGCGUCGCGUCUACAAUAAGAGAGACGGCCCCUUCCCAAUUAUUGAAGACGAACCUGAGCAACUUAGGAGACAAGGUCACAGACCAGGUCGACAACUACGGGGCAGCUAGGGCGUCGCGGGAUGCUCCGGUGCAACAAACGAGAGAGAAGGACGAUUUGAUGGAUUCCGACAGCGACGACGGCUUCCUCCCGCAGCCCGUGAAGACGGUCGAGCGCGACUCCGAGGCGCGGAUUCCGUCGCGUUCUCGAGCUUGUGCCGUGUGGCUUAGUAGGGCGGCGUUGGACCUGGCGUCCGAUUCGGAAGUCGGUUCGACGGCCGAAGCGCUGGCCCAGGCCUAUCGACGAGUGAGAACGAGAAGAGGUGCUAGAGCGUGCAUGCGGGAUAGAAGAGAUGCGGGCCGCGUGGCGAGGGCUAUCCUAGAAAGGUGCGGCCAGGCCAAGGCGCCGCGCGCGCGCGCGUGUGCUUUAGGUCUCUUGUCCAAGGGCUGGCUCGCGCCGAACCAAGCGUUAGUCGUGGAGUCCGUUGAUGACGAUGACGUUAAAAGUUCGAACGCCGCGGCCCCGGAGGCCUUUGAGGCACUGGGGGUUUUGUUGGGGCAGCUCGCGACGUCGAGGUGCGCGCAAGACGAGGUCGACGAGGUCGUCGCGCCCUGUACCGAUCUCUUAUUAGUCGCCAAGGACCCUAAUAGUACAUCCCCAUUGGCCGUGGCCCUAUCAAGAAAAGGUACAGCAAGGGCGGCGCAGGUCCGGGCCGCCGCGACCGCAUUUAGUACAUGGGGCGACAAGUCCGGAGACGCUGCGAAAAGACUCAAGCAGUCGUGUGUUCGCACCGUGGUCGACGCUCUUGUCGAUGACGCGCAAGUUUGCCGGCAGGCGGCGGCGGACGGCGUCGCGGCGCUCUUCGAAGCCUACCCCGCGAAGAACCACGCCAAGGUCUGGCAGACGCUCUGUUCUCAUUUACCGUCCUUAGAUCAAGAUCGGGAGCACGACGCCGCCGUCUGUGCCAAGAAAUCAUUACUAGUGAUGGGUCCCAACAACGAAGUCAACCUGCCAUCUGAUGAGAAUAACGAUCCUGAUCGAGGCAUCGGCGUGGAUUCGGACGACGACGACGAUCAAUCGAUCUCGGCGAACGCUGCUCAUUGGAGGGCAUUAGAAGCGACGUGCGCGAGGUGCGUCGGUGUCGUCGCCGGGGUCGUGAAUGGUGGGGCUACUGACAGAGCUUUGGGAGCGUUAGUGCGUGCGGCGACGCGCGACACCAUGGUGAGCGUCGCCGGCGCGGCCUGCGCGAGAGCUGCGAAAGCGCAAGGCCUCGCGAGUGCGGCUGAGUUACUACAUAGAAGAUUGGGCGCUGUCGUCGCCGAGUGGUGCGGCAUCGACGCGACGACGGGUGCUUCUACGGGUAAACAAGCCCACACGUUGGCCGAAUUUCCCUAUGCAUUCUGUGGACUCGCCCCCACAAAGCGAGCCUUCGCGGUGAUGGCGUCGCGGCAAGCCGCGGCACCGCUCGCGGCCGCGCAGGACGCGUCCUUGCGAUUUGCCGCGUUCAGCACCCUGGCCGAUCUGAGUGGGUUAGGUGGAGACGACGCCGGGCGCCGACACUUAGUGGGCAACGUGGCGCCCCAAGUUGUCGCCGGCGUUUUAUUACGUAGAGCGGCAUCGAGGGAAGACGAGAAGGAGUCCAUAAAAUUGGCGAGGAAGAACGCCUCCCAACGCAUGCGCGAAUUUUUGGAUAGAGAGUUAGGUGGUUCGGAGCGGUGCAACCAGUUCAUCGGGUCACGAGUUCACUUCGUCGCUUCAGCUAUACUGGAAGAUACUCAUAGUGAGCGGGUGUCCGAAGCUCUGGCGGAGUUAGCUUCAUCAGACCACAGCACUACAGUCAAGAUGCUUUUACAGAGGUGCAACGCGACCGAAUUGGUGCUGAGGAGCACUUCGCUCCAAUCCGUGGGAGCGAUCCUCCGCGGCGCGUGUUUGUUAGAAGGUACUAAUGAUGAUACUGAAGAUACGGUAGCGAUCGCGGGCGUCGUCACGGCGGCUUUGAGUCAUUUCGUGAGAAGUGUCGCGACGGAACCUGAAGAAGUGAGUGAUUUACUAAAUAAGGUCGUCCUGCGGUGCCUAAGUACGGACGCGGGCCGUCGAGCGCUCCAACCAUUAGUAGCUACCAUUGCGGUUCUAGCCGGGUCGAUAGCGCGCUCUGACAAUGAAGAGGACGGCGGCUGGAUGUCCAUCAAAAGGUGCAGUGUAUCUGGAAGGGACAAGGCCCGGAAGGUUGUGGAAGCAUUAGUAAUGAGGCCGCACCCCGACCUCGCGCGAGCAUCAGCGUUAUUACCGUCCCAGCGCUUCGCGAGCGCGGGCCAUCACAACGACUGGGACUGGCUCGCUUUAUUUGGGGACAUACACCGGACAGACCCCGGACCGUUAGAGAGACCUAGAAGAGCCUUCGCGUUGGCAUCGCUACUUAAACAACUAAGACUGGAAGGAGGACAUGUCUCGACGGCAUCCCUAGCGACGAUCUGCGCCUCUACUACAAACGAGCGGGAACGAUCAUUAGCAGCGGACUGUUUAGGAGAAUUGGGCGGUGCGCAGAGUACUAUGAAUGACGAGCCCCCGCUGCAAGAAGAAGAUUCAAGAUUCCCUCAGUCACUAGCGACGCUAAGAUUGAGGAGCUGCCGCGCCGUCGCGCGCGCGCUGGUGGAUGACGACCCAACGAUCGCGAAGGCCGCCUUAGAAACGAUGCGCCAUCUAUCGGCGGCGAGCGACGAAGACGUGAGAAGGAGCUGCGGCGACGACGCCCACUCCGCACUAGUAUUGCCCUUCCUCAGCGACGCAUCUAUUAGAGCAGCAGCUUUGAUGGACGAAGACCGACAUCAGGACCGCCAGAGACGUCAGGACGAUAUGGACAUGGACGCGGGGCCCUUCGAUGGAGAGAUUUGGAAUCAAAAAGAUGAAAAGUGGAGUUGUCGAGUGGCCGGUGCGUUACUGAGGGGAUGCUACCCGUCUACCGGUAAUGACGCGCUGUGGGGGGCCUGUGCUUCACUCGCUUCAGAAUCGGUACCGUUCGCCGCGCUCAUAUUGCCUGGUGUGGUGUACGAUGUCGUGUGCGCAAGGGCGGGCGACUCGGCGAAAGGCAGGAAAGCCGCGAGGGAUCUAGCUCGAGACGCUCUUAGUGAUCACCUGUCGGACGCGCUCGAGAGCGGUUGUCAGAGGAAGCUCGCCUGUGAUAUUGCGUCGUUUACACGAAGAUGCGAAUUAGAAUUGUUUGUCAGAAGCACUUCUGAAGAGAGACCUAGAAAAAAAGCCAAGCUCGACCCUCUAACUAUUGUACAAUCCUCGAAUGGUCGUGGAAAUCUACCCUACGGUGCCCCUCUCAAUAUUGCGGCGUCAUUGAUAGCGCAGGCGGCGUCGCAAACGGACGCGCCCUGGACAGCUGUGUUACAUGGAGAACUGGCGAUCGAUGAAAAUACUAGGUGCGACCAAGCGCUGGUCAAGGCCCACGCGUUGUUAGGCGACGCCGACGCGUUGGAUGCGGCGCAAGAAAAUGUCGAGGAUGAUGACGAUGAGGACGCCACGCUAGCGAGAGGUCGAGCGCGAGGCACGUGGCGCGACGUCCUCACAGACUUAGAUGCGUCCCUCGGCAGUCAACACAAGCCCGCAGUCGCUUCAGCCCUGAGAAGACUGGGCCUGCACCACGUCGCCGACGGCUACAUCGACGCCACGACGACGUUAGGAGCGGAAGCCGCCUGGCGCAGUGCGGACUGGGCGUGGGCGCCCGCCGAUGGGGCGACUGACGUCGAUUACGAUGGCGCUUUACAUGGGGCGCUCGCUGCGGUAGCUUCGAGGGACCAGGCUGCGGCUCUUAAGCGGCUGGAGAACGCCCGUCGCUUGGCGUUGGCGCCUCUGCAUAGAGUCGCGGUGCAACCAAUCAUAGACGACGCGCGUUCGAAGUUGGUCAGUAUUUGUGAAGUUCGAGAAGCGGCCCAGGUGUCUCACGAUGGCGGUGGUCUGGACGACAUGCUCCAGAGGUGGUCCCAACGGGACGCGUCGGCGCUGGGGUGCUCUCAAGGUGCCUUUUCGUCGAACGCGGAACCUGCUUUAGCCGCGCGCGAGGCUUCUUUGAGGGCUCUCUCGGUAGCUUUGGGCGAUGAUGAGCGGACGUCAUGCGAUCUAGAUGCGGCUUUAUUGGACCACUUGGCGUCGGUCGUGUCGCUCGCUUCAUCUAGAAACAGCGUCGGCACGGCCGUCGCCGCGACAGCUAGAGCAAAAGUCGUCUGCAAGAGCCUCCAACGCAUUGGAAAGGCACAACAUGCGAGCGCGCCGGGCCGCAUCAAGCUACUGAAAGCUAGGGUCGCCUGGAGUAGAGGGGAGUCUCAUGCGGCUCUCGCCGUCGCGCGUCGGGCCGUCGAGACCAUACCACCCUCAGACAAGCGCAUGGCUUCUGUUAGAAAGGACGCUUUGUCAUUAUGUUCUGAUUGGGCGACGCAGAACGCGUCCGAAUCUUCAUCACGAGUCCUAGAAGCCUACCUGAGACCGGCCGUCAAGGAAGCAUCUGAGAGGAGGAAAGCACUCCUAGCGUUAGGCGAGUACGUCGCGGACAUGCAUGCGUCGCUAGUGACUCGAAGUAAAACGCCGGAGUGGCGCCAGGCUCGCAAAGUCGCCUCGGAGCGGAAAAGAGAACUCGAAAGACUAGAGCGUUUGUAUGCUGCUGUUGAUUCUGUUGGUAGAAAAACACCUAGAGGUAGUGGUCAUUUGUCAUUGGCGGACACGGCGGAAGCGAAAAAGAUCGCGUCGGAGGCGGGCGGGCGCGACCAUUUGUGGCGGCAAGUCACAAUACUGAAGAGGGAGUGCAAGAUGGACUCGGAUCAACUAGAUGCGUUGACGGGCCGGACGGAAGCGGCCCUCGUCGAAAGUAUCGAGGCUCUUUGUGGCGUUUUGAUGGGCGAGGGCGCCUGCGACGAUUUAGCUAGACGAGCGGCGUCCACGUUAGUGAGUUUGUGGCUCGGCAACCCUGAUGUGGACGCUUCGAAUGAACAACUCAUGAAAGUGGUGAGAAAAGCACCGUUGUCGAGGUUAUUAGCUUUUGCGCCGCUACUCUACCAGCUGUCUUCUAGACUAGCCUCACACGGCAACAAUUUCCAGAAAACGCUGGAAGCCUUACUCCUACAACUCGCAAAAGCCGCACCGGCCAAGACCAUCUUACAGUUGAUAGCUCUUGCGAACGGUUCGCGAGUCGACGCCGGCAAGGGCUCGACAGCUUUCGCUAAAAAUGUUGAGGGUAGCGAGAGGGUUCGAGUCGCAAGGAAACUAUUGGAUGGAUUACUACGAAGCGAACAGGGCGCCGUUGCGAACUCCCUAGACUUGUUAGCGCAGUGCUACGUGGACCUCGCCAUGGCCGACACCAAGAAGAUCCAGCAGACGUAUCAGACAAAUCCUAUACCCUUCAGUGUUUUUAAGGCGAAUUGUGCUCUCGACACCGUAGCUAAGAAAUUACAAAGAUCUGAACCUCCUCCAGUAAUUACGGCAUUAGGGUCGUCUACGUCUUCCGGUAGUGAUGCUCCCUCUCUCUCGAGUGUCGUGCAGACCUUCAAGCUGACCGAUUCGGGUAUUCAUCGACCGAAGAUCGUGUCCUGUGUUGGGAGUGACGGUCUGAAGAGAAGGCAGUUAGUCAAGGGCAACGAUGACGUGCGGCAGGAUGCCGUGAUGCAGCAGGUCUUCGACGCCGUGAAUAACCUACUAGAGAGGAAACGGAGACCGCACGGUCUGCGAGUGAGGACCUACGCCAUCGUACCGUUAGCUCCUCAAGCGGGUGUGAUAGAAUGGGUCGAGCACACCUUGCCCUUUGGCAUGUACCUCGUACCUCGCAACGAGCCGAAAGGCGCGCACGAGAGGUACUUUCCCGAGGAUUUAAAACACACGCAGUGUCGACAACGGUUAGAUGCCAUCAAGCACACGUCGCAAUCUGCGUCUUCUACCCAACGGAAACCUGUGAAUACCACCCAAGCUAGAAAACGAAAAGCGUUUGACGAAGUUUGUAGUAGAUUCCGGCCGGCCUUUAGAUUUUUCUUUUUAGAAACGUGUGCGGACGCCAAAACAUGGUUAAGGCAUAGAGAUGCGUAUACGCGAUCCGUGGCAGCCAAUGCGAUGGUGGGACAUGUCCUCGGGAUCGGCGACCGACACGUCCAGAAUAUACUUAUUGAUAGUAAAACGGGAGAACAGGUCCACAUUGAUUUCGGCAUCGCCUUCGACCAGGGCAAGACAUUGACGAUGCCCGAGGUCAUUCCCUUUCGGCUGUCGCGGGAUGUCAUCGACGGGAUGGGCUGUGCUGGUACGCGCGGCGCGUUCUUUUCUUCAUCUGUCGACUGCAUGAGCGAGUUGCGGCAGAACUACCAGGCCCUCACGACUAUUUUGGAUGUGUUAAUACAUGAUCCUCUCUACCGGUGGAUGUUGACCCCAGGCGACGCGUCUCGGUUCCAACGCGAGGGCGACUCGCAGGCGGACCGGGAGUCCGCGGCGCCGCCGGACAACCAGGCGGCCGAACGAGCAUUAUUUAGAGUGAAGCAGAAGCUCCAGGGGUAUUCCGAUACGACUCAUGAUGCAUUGAGCGUCGAGGGCCAAGUGACGCAUUUGAUAGCGGAGGCGACGGACCGGGACAACCUGUGCGUGCUGUUCCCGGGGUGGUCGCCGUGGUGCUAGUUCCUGAUAUUUGUGCGUAAGAAAGAAGAUUGUG
Molecule: messenger RNA, 9359 nt
Organism: Pelagomonas calceolata
Lineage: Eukaryota; Pelagophyceae; Pelagomonadales; Pelagomonadaceae
Source: the annotation of a GenBank genome assembly